AGAGGUCACACCUAUUGAAGACUUUAUUCCAGAAGAAUGUCCCUCAGAGGCCACACCUGUUGAUCUUGAACCAAAAGUUAUUUCAAAGAUCAAAACUUUACUUUUCGUACCAGAGGAUCUGUCCGAGGUCAUAUCUUAGCAAGUCUUAGUACCAGAAGAUCUGUGCGAGGUUUCAUCUGUGGAGGACUCCGUGUUUCAGCAGCAGUCAACAGAGGAUCGUUGAUGAAGCAUUUGUUCCUGAAGUGAAUGAUUCAGUUGAAGUCAUCACAAAUGACGGAAAAUUUGAACAGCUGAGGACGCUGGUGUUCGUGGCCUGGCUGCUCGGCUACGUGUUCUUCCUGCUGUCGGCCCGCAGGAUGUGGACGGGCAAGUACGUGCGCGGCCCGCUGGCCCGGGCGCUGCUGCAGAACAUCGGGAACGAGAGCGACGCGGCCUCAGCUGAGGCGCAUGCGCAGGAGUGGUACCGUUGCUGCCCCGACCUGCUGGGGGAAUCAGUGCGACCUCUAUUCAUCCAGAGCCACCUGGACUCGGGCACCAAAGCUUUUCUCAAGCGGAGUGCAGAGAAGUCUGGCUGGCUGUUCACGCAGCUGUACCACUCCCUCGUAUCCACGGUGCUGAGUCCUCUCGUGUCACGGACCUCCAUCAAUGGGUUUCUGAGUCGGGGAUCAAUGUUUGUGUUUUCAGCCGAACAGUUCAGACAGCUGCUCCGCGUUGAGCUGGACUGGAACGCCGAGAGGCUCCUGGACCUCGGAGCUGGGGACGGGGGGGUCACAGAGGUGAUGGGGAACCACUUCAGACAGGUCUACACAACUGAAGUCUCCGGGCCCAUGAAGUGGCAUCUCCAGAGGAAGAACUACAAAGUGCUGGACAUCGAUGAGUGGCAGCAUGUUGGUCUCCAGUACGACGUGAUCAGUUGCCUGAAUCUGCUGGACCGCUGCGAGGAUCCUCUCCAACUCCUGCGGGACAUCAAGAGAUCCUUGGUUCCCAAAACGGGACGAGUCAUUCUGGCUGCUGUUCUUCCCUUCCAGCCUUAUGUAGAAAUCGGAGGAAAAUGGGAGCGUCCGAAAGAACACCUCAAAGUGAAAGGAAAGACGUGGGAGGAGCAGGUCACGUCGAUGUCCAAGAAGGUCUUCCGGAAGGUGGGCUUGGAGGUGGAAGCUGUGACCCGGCUGCCUUAUCUCUGUGAAGGAGAUAUGUAUAACGAUUACUACGUGCUUGACGAUGCCGUUUUUGUUCUGAAAGCUUCAGACGAGAGCGAGGAAUCUGAUCACUAAAUGCCGAACGUACUGUGGGAAUGUGGGAACUUCUUCUUG
Molecule: messenger RNA, 1313 nt
Organism: Cololabis saira (Pacific saury)
Lineage: Eukaryota; Metazoa; Chordata; Actinopteri; Beloniformes; Belonidae
Gene: mettl9
Product: methyltransferase 9, His-X-His N1-histidine
Exons: 6
Coding region: 357-1274 (305 amino acids)
Molecular function (GO): protein-L-histidine N-pros-methyltransferase activity
Source: RefSeq, a predicted model, not a curated record